Megalobrama amblycephala (Wuchang bream) is the source of this 5666-nucleotide messenger RNA. RefSeq lists its product as uncharacterized. NCBI's taxonomy places the organism in Eukaryota, Metazoa, Chordata, Actinopteri, Cypriniformes, Xenocyprididae. The record is from RefSeq and is a predicted model, not a curated record. Bases 3582 to 4934 code for a protein of 450 amino acids. The transcript has 10 exons.
GUGAAUGUCCACUGAAUGUCCAAUGUAGUGUGAUUAACAAGGCUAUUGAAUACGGAUGUCCGAAUGUGCCAAUAUAAAACCAACUUUACCCAAGUCACACUGCAUUGUCACCAAAUUCAGUUCACAUAUCACUGCUGGUUAUACUACAACUCUUUAUUUUGGAAAAAUAUAUUUUUGAAUAAUUUUUUUAUAAUGAAAAAUAUUCAAUAACUUCACUAAGAAAUUAUGAACUUCAUUAUGAAAAAUACAUGUAAUAACUUCAUUGUAACACACUGUACUGUCACCAAAUUCAGAUCACACAUCACUGAUGUCUUGAUAGUAGAUACUACAACACUUAUUUUGGAAAAAUGUCAAUAGUGCAGUGUAUUAUGGUGAAGUUAUUCAUUAUUUUUCAUAAUAAAAAAUACAAAAAAGUAAAUGCAAAAAAAUUUUUUUUCUAAAAUAAGUGUUAUAGUAUAACCAGCAGUGGAGAGUGAAAUAAUUGAAAAGAGGUGUUAUUUGUGUAAUUUUCCUCACAAGUUAUUGGUCCGGGAAAUUCAAAUCUCUGAAAACUUUACUCAUAGUCAGAACAUGCUUAAGUUUGAACAUGCACAAUUUUUUGUUUAUUUAUUUUCUCAUAUUUUGAAAUGUAGCUCUAUUUUAUUUAGCUAAUGAGAGAACAUAUCUACAGUUACAUAUAUGUUCAGUUCUAUUUUACGUGACAAUAAAUAUUGUCAAAACGUUUUUGAAUUGUACUGAAUUCAUUUGAUUUGACAGUCAGGAAUCAAUUACAUGCAGAUAUACAACUACUAGGCUACUUAUAAUGUAUAUUCCGGACCUUUGCCUUAAGAAGUUUUCUCUAACUGGACCUCUUUAAAUUUUAGUUGAAUACCCCUGCACUAGUUCUAGUCAUGGAGUGACUUCAUGAUGCGAUAGUCAAAUAUAUAUUUCUGCAUGUGUGUAUAGCAGGUGUUUGUCCGAACAAUUGAAGAUCGAGUGUUCAGGAAAACCCUUUGAAAACAAUCAAUAUUUAUGUAAUUCUGUUUGGUGCUGAUAGAGUAUUACAGAAAUGACACAUUGACAUACUGGAUGUUAUUCUGUGAGUUUGUUACCUUUACAUUUAGAUGGACUUGAAAAUGUCUUGCAUUUUGCUUCAUUAAACCUUUUAUUACAGUGAUCACUAUAGUAAAUGUCCACUUUAACUACAUCUAUGGUUAUGGUGUCAUUAUAUCACUACCUGGAUAAUGUAAAUGUAACAUACCCUUGAAUGUAUUUUAUAGAAGCAUUUUAUUGCUGAAAACAUUUAUAAUAUGCAUUAACUAUUUAAAUUUGCCUUUCAUUUAGUUACAGUAAAUAGUGAACAAUAAUCACAAGGAUAUUGUAUUAAAGUUGAGAAUGUAAAUUGUUAUUUUUUUCCCUUAUUCUUUAAAGGGAAGAAACAUAUUUUCACAUGAAAUUUUAUCUCCCCUCGGUUUGUAAAAACAAUACUUCAUCAUAUCUAUUUUUUUUGUUAUGUUUCACUAUAAUAGAUUGCCUCUGUAACUGGAUAUUUCCUCACAAUUUUUAUACUGAUUUUUAUACUGAUUUGUGCAGUAGUUUGGGGACUACAAUUGUCUUUGACAUUAAAUGUUGGAAUAUGAUUACAAAAUUGAGUGCAUUCAUUAUGCUUUUGUUAUAUUUUAAUUCCAAGAGUUCAAAUGGUGGAGAAUGGUACAAAUGAGUGAUUAAAUGUAUACCUUUAAUACUACACAUUUACUGUAAAUGUUAGAAGCACUUUAGUAGAUGCAAUUAUAUCUCUUUCAAAUAUAUGUAUACAUCAGUUUAACUACACAAAGGAGUCUUUCGUUUUAAAAUGUGAUUUUUUUAUUAUAUUUAGUUAGAUUAAUUACAUAUUUAAGGAAUCUUUCCCUUUAGCCGGAACCGAAGAAGAGCUGUCGUCAUUUACCAUAAACGGACAAGUAAGUGUGACGCCUCUGUUCAGCUGGGUUGUCAUUGGCUGUGACUUUAUCGCAGAACUCGCUGUGAUUGGACUAUCUUAGUUUACUUGUUAACAGAUAUUACCUCCUCUCACUUUCAAAUUUGUAAUCUUUUUGAUCUCUCUGAUUAUGUAAUCCGAAUGAAAUGUGCAUUCUCUCAGGCGCGUCCACAUGCGGAGCUGAUGAGAGUCGGUGUCAGCUUCAUCUUUGCAGUCGACACUGAUUCAGAAAACAUUAGUUUAUUAAUAAACAAUUAAAAUGUCUCCUUGCUGUUUUUUGUCAGAUUCAUAAUUUCUUUUGCCGGUUCUUUAUGGCAAGCUUUACGCUUGAGUGCUGUGUCAUUAGCUAUAGUUUAUUCUCUCCAGUAGGCUAUUUAAGAAAUUAAAUAUAAAUGUGAUUAGUCAACUAAUGGCAUUCACAUAUUUUCGAUUCAGCAUGCUAAGAUGGCAGCGGCCUCAUUUUCGCUUCAAAAAUGCUCUUCAGAGCUGCGUUCCAUUCGACAGGGUCCCUACGCAGUGUUCACUGCUCCCUACUCCCUGAGCACGGUAUAUCAGUUGAAGUGGACUUCGCUGACAGUAAUCGCUCAUUUGGAACGCACUGCAAACGUCAUCAAAGAAAGUCAACGACGGUGUCGCGCAGAUUAUGAUAUAACAUAAAUAUAAUUUACUUUGGAAUUUUAAAUUGAUUCUUAACAGAUUUGAAGCUGUAACUGUCAUGCCAUAUGAAAAUGUAAUCUUCAUUCUGGGUCUUCAUGGACAGCCACAUAGUAAACACUGAGGUAAAAAAAGUAAAAAAAAAGUAAAAAAAAAAAAAAAAAAGGACAGAGCCUCAACUGCUUUUCAACAAUUUUUACUUUGUCAUGCCUAUUCAUACAAUAAAAUAUGGAAAUACACUCAUUGCCAUAACCAUUCAUACUUUCGUUCGUAUAAUAAUAACACAACUUAUGAAUAGGGGCCUACUCAAAAUUCAAAUGUAAAUUCCUCCAUCGGAGAGCCGUUUAAUAACUCUUUCAACAGCUCUGCUCCAUCGUAGUUCUGACUGGUGACGCGUUGCGCAAUGACAGUUGGGUAAUUUUACCUCUCUACUUCCUGUGAAGUGAUGUAUCGAUGUUCCCUUAUUCCCUAUGCCGCUCGCAGUGCCCUUCGAACUGAACAUGUUCGCUCCCUUCGGAAUGGAAUCUCACUUAAGAUGGCGAAAUACCCUGUGAAGUCCACUUCGCAGUCCACUUACGGUCGAAUGGAACGCACCUCAGAAUCUUACAGUCUGAACUCAAGCCAUUUCAAUUUUUAAAUCAAAACAAAUCGGCUGCGCUGCAGCGUGACGUCAUAGUAUGCGUUCUACUGGUGACGUCACAAUACUAGAGCUUAUAAAAGCCGGUGCUGAGUUUACUGAGUGAUCAAUCUAUUGACUCGCUGCAGUUUGUAUCAGUCUAUAGCUUUUGAUCGGUGUGCAAUUUGAAUCAAGUGUACGAUUAACUAUCAGUAUCUGAUUGUGAAUCUGCAUUUUCAUUCAGUGUACGAUUAUUGUUCAGUGUACAUUUUUGAUCUGCGUACGGUUUCAGAUCAUAAAAUUUUACUUCAUUGUAGGAUUUUGGAUCAGGAUACCUAUUUAGAUAAAAAAAAAAACAUGUACAGCAAUAAGUUUCGCCGGCUCAGGCCCCUGGCUUCUGCCAGUCCUGCUCAGACGGCGCAACCUUUGUUGCCUGAACUGCGUCCACAUCCGCCGCCUAAGAGAACCACUGAAGGCAUUGCGUCGAUGUGUGCUGCAGAAACACCAAGACUGCGUCCACAUCCGCCGCCUAAGAGAACCACUGAAGGCAUUGUGUCGAUGUGUGCUGCAGAAACACCAAGACUGCGUCCACAUCUGCUGCUUAAGAGAUCCACUGAAGACAUUGCGACGGUGUGGGAGUUUCAAUACAACAGUAAGACCACUUUCAAGCUUCCUCCGAUCUUUGGCCCUUCCCAAGCCAGAGGACUGUGUCCAUACCCACAAGCGCAGGGGGUGAAGAAGCCUGUAGUGGCAUACGGCGCCAGCACCGUGCAAUUCGAGGCAGAUCUUUUCAGACAAAAGAGUCGCAGUGAAUUUCUUGAACGGGAGAAAAUAAAAGAGGCCCUUUGUCCUCAGCGCCAACGUCCAUCUCAGGAGAAAAGUGCUUCCCCUGAAAGAGAGCUGAAAGCCACAAAGGCUCCAAAUGCAAACAGGGUACAGCUGAAAGGUAAAGAACCUGAAGCUCUUGAAAGAAAAGUCUCUGAGCCUAAAAUAAAAAGGGAAGAGAUGGUUCUGACAGAACCUGAAGAGCCAGAGGAAGAGAACAGUAACCCUGAGGAGAUGGAUCUUCCAGAAAUUGAGGACUCUGAGGUGAUGGACUGUGGGAUGGACCUUGAAGUAUAUUUGUGGCAUUACAUGUACGAAGUGGAUGAGUUUUAUGACAACCUGGAGUUCAUCAACUUCCAUCAAUAUAAAAUUGAAAAGAUGAAAGAAAAGGCAGACCGCAUUAAAGAAGAAUUUGUACAGAACGCUACCAUCAUUAAAGAAAGACAACUGGGACUAAAAUCACUUCAAGUCAUACUUGAGAAAAAUCUAAACAAUAAAAGCGUCGUCUCUUCGAAAGUCAAACAGAUAUCUGAGAAGUUGGCUAAAGUUUACGGGAAUAGCUACGGCCAUUUCGGCUGCCCUGAAUUUUUAUUCCUGAUAUUGAACGAAUUCGAAGAAUGGAGUUUUGACUUGGAAGAAAACAUGCCAGCUGAGACACUCCACAAACAACAAAUGGAGUUUUGGAAAGACUAUUAUAAAAAUGUCAGAGUUAAGGAACAAGCUGAAUUAGAUGCACUGAAAGAAGAACGGUGGCAGAGAAGACGAGAGCAAGCUCUGGAGAGAGCUCUUGCUCCUCCAGUGAAAAUAAGCGGAAAAAAGCUGAUGCCACGCAGCCCGCCUCCAAAAAAGGUUGUAAAGAAAGUGGAAACCAAGAAACAAGAGUGAAAACCGACGAGGUGUGAUGAAAGGAGAUGGAAGGAUGAGAAGGUAAAGGUCUGGUUCCCAAAACGCACUGCCAUCCAGCCCUCUUCCGCGAUGCCUGGCGGUGGUGCUGGAUACCCUCGGUGGACGUCUCGAAACUCCUCCGCUGCCUGGUAGAUGCGAAGGCCCCUCUGGCUUCAGGGAGCUGGCAGGAGUCCCCCGUUCCCUGCUCCUCCCCAUCAUGGCGGAUGACAGCAGGCACAAGCGGCGACCCAGGUGGACGGCAGUGAGUUCGUCCGUCCCCCCGGAAAGUUACUCCAGCCCACCGCCUUGAGCGUCUAUGGCGGCGGACUCUGCUCAGUAGUGCUUGCUGGCAUCGCGGAUUUCACACCGCGACAAGGGCUCUUUGGCAGUGCGUUCCUCCUUCCUCUCGGCUUUCGUCCCCAGUGUAUAAAGUCUAGGGAGGAAGGAAGUGGGAAUCGGCGAACGUUCAACUUGGCCGGUUUCACACUGCAAGCGUAAGCGGCGCGUGAGCAGCGCGUAUUUUUUUUGGCGCCCAUGUUAACCAAUGGAUGCAUUCACACAUGCAGCAAGAGCAGUUAGUAAGCCUCAAGCAGGAGCAGCGCGUAAGCAGCAGUGAAGCGGGGCUUUUGGCGCCGAGUCUAUUUUUGCUGCGCUGCUGACGCUCAAUUAAAGUGAAAGCACACUUUUGAUGGGCAAACUAAAUAAAAUUUCACACAAAAAGUGUUAAAUGCA